This is a messenger RNA of Vigna umbellata (rice bean), 1133 nucleotides long. The record is from RefSeq and is a predicted model, not a curated record. Lineage: Eukaryota; Viridiplantae; Streptophyta; Magnoliopsida; Fabales; Fabaceae.
CUAACAGAAACACUGUCAGCUUACUGAUAUGUAAAGAUAAAUAGACCAUUCAAGAAUCUCAGAGUGGGAGAGACAGAAAUUUGGACAUUUUCAAUGGAGAAUACUGUGCUAGUUCGAUGGUGAAUUGGACAACUUGAUUGGAACUUCUGGAAACCUACACGGAAGUUUGGUCCACAUUUAUUUUUCUUCUUUAAAUUACUAGCAGCUACCUAUUCUUUUCACCACCUUUUCACAGUCCCUAUACCUGGCUAGUUAUUCACAAUAAGGUUUGGUUACUUUAUUUCAGGUAUUACUGAUUGGUGGUUCAACAGGCACCAUGCUGGAAGCUUUACAAGUUGUAGGUAGUGACAGUCCUAUCAUCGAGAGUCCUAUGGCUUCAAUUACCAGAACGAAUUUUGAGGGAACCAAUGGUUAUCUUUCUCCCGAAGAUGAAGAAUCAUCAUCAGGGAACAAAAUCAAGAUGAGGCUACAAGAAUUUCAAAGAAGUGCUGCAUCUUUUACCGCAUUAGAUAAAAACUACCUCACCCCGUUCUUCACUAGUCAAAAUGAAGAUGAAGCUAUGCCCCUGACUUUGGAGAACAUGGGAUUGGAUGAUGAUGAUGACCGCUACUCGUCAUGAUAUUUUUGGAACAACGUACUCAAUGAUACUAUGAAGGUUCCUUUUUGUACACACCUUGAGUCACAUGCAAUUUAUUGAUAACUUGGAGGAAUUGUCAUAAUACAAGGAUCAUUCCAAGUUUCCAACUCACUGAAUUCAGAAACUUACGUCAAGUAGGCAGAUUAGGUUGGAAGACAGACAUCUUAUAUGCUGCUUUAGUAUUCUAUGCUUUCAAGUUGAUGACUAUGGUUCUUUCACGAAGCUGGGGAUUUGUAAACUUGAUCUAACAUACGUGUUUACUCACUCUAAUAUCGGUUGUCCAAGACUAAGCAAGCACAUGAUCUUCAUAUAAAAUAUUCGCGUUAUUUGUUCUUUGCGGUUAUCAAAAUGAUGAAGAGAAUAUGCAUGUUGUACAAGUGAUGAUGGUAGAGAGAAAUACUAAAAUGUUUCAAUUAUGCUAUAAAGUCCUUCGAGUUUGAAAUAGUCUUCAAUAGUCCUAGCAUAAUUGUAUUCAAAAAGUUCAUAUUACCUUGUA